AUGUCAGAAGAAGUAGCGUCUACACCAGUACAAGUUUACGUGUAUGAUUUGUCGAGGGGACUCGCGAGAAACUACAGUCGUAUGUUCUUGGGUACUGAGAUUGAGGCAAUCUACCACACCUCAGUCGUGGUGAGAGGCAAUGAAUAUUAUAUUGAUCGUGGGAUACAAACGAUUAGGGCUCUGUCGUACCACCUUAAAUACGGCCCACCCAUGGAGGUUAUCGAUGUUGGAGAGACGUUUAUUGAUGAUGAAAUAAUCAAAGAGUUUAUCAAUGAUCUAAACAAUAGGGAGGAUAUGAAGUACGACGCCGCCAGCUAUGAUUUGUUUACCAACAAUUGCAAUCACUUUACAGAUACAUUUUUGGAGUUUUUAUGCGACAAGAAGUUGGAUGAGAGAAUAUUAAACUUGCCGGCGGUUGUUUUGGAGACACCAGCGGGUCGAAUGUUGCAGCAAAUGAUUGGUGGUACCGGACAGCUUUUUUGA
Lodderomyces margitis is the source of this 483-nucleotide messenger RNA. RefSeq lists its product as uncharacterized. The record is from RefSeq and is a predicted model, not a curated record. The transcript has a single exon. NCBI's taxonomy places the organism in Eukaryota, Fungi, Ascomycota, Pichiomycetes, Serinales, Debaryomycetaceae. The coding region runs from base 1 to 483 and encodes 160 amino acids. Gene Ontology annotation, molecular function: peptidase activity. Gene Ontology annotation, biological process: protein modification by small protein removal.